AUGCCCCGAAUGAACGAUGGCCACAAUUCUUCUUCUAAUGUCUCUCUCCCGAGCGUCGGGUCUUCAACAGUCCAGGUACAGCACAUUCAGUCUCCCAGCGAGAUGUUCUCCGCGUUAGGCGUCAUAGCAUUCUUCCAAGCAACGCUCUCAGUAGCGCUAUUCUCCUUGUUUAACGACGUAUUUUCAGAUUACCGGAAUAAUGAUACCAGCGCCAAUGCGAGCUUCGAAGAAGUUGUAUCGCGAGUGUUCGCGCUGUCAUUGGGUUCCGUCCUCCUCUCGGCCUAUACUGGUGUCGCGUCAAGCAUUCUUGUUGCAAUAGACUGUAGUCGAGCGGGUGCCCCUGAAGUCGUCCUACCUCUAGUUUUCGGCGGCGUCACAGAAAUAGCUGCAACACAGACUUUCCUGUUUUGGUGA
This is a messenger RNA of Fomitiporia mediterranea MF3/22, 414 nucleotides long. RefSeq lists its product as uncharacterized. NCBI's taxonomy places the organism in Eukaryota, Fungi, Basidiomycota, Agaricomycetes, Hymenochaetales, Hymenochaetaceae. The coding region runs from base 1 to 414 and encodes 137 amino acids. The transcript has 3 exons. The record is from RefSeq and is a predicted model, not a curated record.